GGAUCUUGAACCGUAUGAAUUUUAUUAUUCCAGCUGCCAUCAUGGUACGAAUGAAUGUUUUGGCGGAUGCGCUCCGCUCCAUCUGCAAUGCUGAAAAGCGAGGCAAGCGCCAAGUGAUGAUUCGACCAAGCUCGAAGGUCAUCAUAAAAUUCCUUACAGUGAUGAUGAAGCAUGGGUACAUUGGUGAAUUUGAAAUUAUUGACGACCACAGAGCUGGCAAGAUUGUUGUCAAUCUAAAUGGUAGAAUUAAUAAGUGUGGUGUCAUCAGUCCUCGCUUUGAUGUAUCAAUUCGAUCUGUGGAACAGUGGACAAACAACCUCCUACCAUCUAGACAAUUUGGAUAUCUCGUUCUCACAACAUCCUGUGGUAUCAUGGACCAUGAAGAAGCAAGGAGGAAACACGUUGGAGGCAAAAUUCUUGGAUUCUUUUUCUGAACAUUGUAUGAUUUAGUAAAUUAACAUCGGCUGUGACUAAAACUUUUGUACAGAAAAGUAUAAUAAAUGGCUUGGUGAAAGUGAAA
Molecule: messenger RNA, 520 nt
Organism: Anneissia japonica
Lineage: Eukaryota; Metazoa; Echinodermata; Crinoidea; Comatulida; Comatulidae
Product: 40S ribosomal protein S15a
Exons: 4
Coding region: 15-434 (139 amino acids)
Biological process (GO): translation
Cellular component (GO): cytosolic small ribosomal subunit; ribosome
Molecular function (GO): structural constituent of ribosome
Source: RefSeq, a predicted model, not a curated record